AUCUGGGGACCUGUGACAGGCGCCUCCCGGAAGACCCAAUGGAGUCGUCGGCAGAGGGUGCAAGCCGGGGCACAACGAGGCGGCGCAGCCCGCACCUGCGGGCGGCAGUAGAGAAGAAGGAGGAGCCGGCGGUGGAGAAGAAGGAGGAGCCGCCGCAGGAGACGAAGAAGAAGCAGUCGCGCUCACCGAAGAGGCUCGGGCGGAGUGUGGAAGAGAGCCAGAAUCCAGUCUUUCGAGAGGUGAUCAAUUUUAAGCCAACUCCCUUGCCAGUUAGAAACUAUGACAAAGUCACCACUGAACCUGUCAGCUUUUACUUAUCUUCACUGGAGGAGCUUCUGGCAUGGACCCCAGGUAGUGAUGAUGCCUUUAACAUUGCUAUGAUACCCCUAGCUGAACGCCAACCCCCACUUCAAAGCCAGAGGCCUCGGACUCUGUUAUGCCAUGACAUGAAGGGCGGUUAUUUAGGUGACAGGUUCAUUCAAGGAUCAAUGACAGAGUCUCCUUAUGUCUUCUACCACUGGCAAUGCAUUGACAUCUUUGUGUACUUCAGCCAUUACACAGUCACCAUCCCUCCAGUGGGCUGGACCAAUGCCGCCCACAAGCACGGGGUCUCUGUGCUGGGGACCUUCAUCACAGAGUGGACAGAAGGUGGGCGGCUCUGUGAGAAAUUCUUAUCUGGAGACCCAUCCUCUUACAAGAAGGUGGCGGAUCAGCUUGUCCGCAUUGCACAGUUUUUUCGCUUUGAUGGCUGGCUAAUCAACAUCGAGAACACACUGAGCAUGGCUGCAGUAGGGAAUACUCCUUCCUUCCUUCGAUACCUGACUGACCAAUUGCACCAACAAGUACCCGGUGGAUUGGUGAUUUGGUAUGACAGUGUAGUGAAGGAUGGGAAGCUACUGUGGCAAAAUGAAUUGAACGGAAAUAAUAGUGUGUUCUUUGAGUCCUGUGAUGGCAUCUUUACCAAUUACAACUGGAAUGAGGAUCACCUGAAGCGUAUGGCAUACUCUGGGGUGCGCAAGGAAGAUGUGUAUAUAGGAGUGGACAUAUUUGCCCGGGGAAAUGUCGUGGGAGGUGGAUUUGACACAAACAAGUCACUGGAUCUGAUUCGGAAGUACGGGCUCUCAGCCGCUCUCUUUGCUCCUGGCUGGGUGUACGAGUGUUUGGACAAUGAGAACUUCUUUCAGAACCAGGACAGGUUCUGGAGUUUGCUGGAGCAAUAUCUGCCCACUCACAGCAUUUGUUCCCUACCCUUUGUCACCUCAUUCUGUCUGGGCUUGGGAACACGGAGAUUCUCCUAUGGACAGGAGGAGACAAUAGGACCCUGGUACCACCUGAGUGCUCAGGAAAUCCAGCCUCUCUAUGGCAACCACAAACAAGAAAGUGAGUCUGGCAAGGUGAGGAUUCACAGCUGCUUGAUGGAUGCCUGGAAUGGAGGAAGCUCUGUGCUUGUUCAUGGGACGAUUCCUUCCAGCACAGCGAAGGUGUCUGUGAGGCUUUUUUCUCUGAAGGUCCCAGCACCACCAAAGAUUUAUCUGUCCCUGAUAUACAAACUGGAAGAGCGUCCUGAUAUCACUGUUGCAUUGGAACUGUCCACCCUGGAUGUUGGAAGAUGUAACAUUGGGGGCAUCUCAGCUUUACAUGCAGGGCCAAGCAAUAGGCAUACUCCCCGACCUCUCCACGUGCCCCCGGCCAGGCUGCUCAAGUGGGUUGGUAGAUGCAACCAGCAGUUCAACGGGGGCUGGAUCCAUCGCUGCUAUGAAGUGACUCUUCAGAACUGCUUUUUACAAGACAUCUUUGUUAGUUUCACACGCCCCUUGGGCAGCCAGGAGGAAGAAAACUUUAUUUGUCGUCUUGGAGAAAUCCAGGUAGUGGAUGCAAACAGCCUGAUGACACCUUUGUACCAGGUCCGGGACCUUACUGCCUCCCACACCUGCUGGCAUCGUAUCCACUCAGAUGUACACAGGUUUCAAACCAAGCUUCUUCUCAGCUGUACUCUCUACUGGUCCUACCUGCUACCCCAUGCCUCUGGCUUCCGCAUAUACCAUCAGGGAGGGAACUAUGCUCGUAGAAAGGAGGUACUGGACUCAGAAGAGCCCACGUUCUUGGGUCUGGCCCAUGCCAAUAUGUACCGUGUGGUGAACCUGGAAGUAGAAGAAGCCCCAGCUGGCCAGGACUACUUUGUGGAUUUCUUGGUGCAGCCUAUCCCCAAGGAAGGAUUCUUGGUUCCUGAUGUAGAGUGGGGCAGAUUGACCCUGCUCUACUCAAAACCCAGUGCCUAAGCAUUAAAGCAGAACUGUCUCAUUGGC
Molecule: messenger RNA, 2306 nt
Organism: Dromiciops gliroides (monito del monte)
Lineage: Eukaryota; Metazoa; Chordata; Mammalia; Microbiotheria; Microbiotheriidae
Gene: ENGASE
Product: endo-beta-N-acetylglucosaminidase
Exons: 14
Coding region: 39-2279 (746 amino acids)
Biological process (GO): protein deglycosylation
Cellular component (GO): cytoplasm
Molecular function (GO): mannosyl-glycoprotein endo-beta-N-acetylglucosaminidase activity
Source: RefSeq, a predicted model, not a curated record